This is a messenger RNA of Lithohypha guttulata, 696 nucleotides long. It is a transcript of the gene SPC2, whose product is annotated as signal peptidase complex subunit spc2. The transcript has 3 exons. Lineage: Eukaryota; Fungi; Ascomycota; Eurotiomycetes; Chaetothyriales; Trichomeriaceae. Gene Ontology annotation, cellular component: signal peptidase complex; membrane. Gene Ontology annotation, biological process: protein targeting to ER. The record is from RefSeq and is a predicted model, not a curated record. Bases 1 to 696 code for a protein of 231 amino acids.
AUGACUGCCCCCCAGAAAGUUUCCCUCUACAAUCUCACAGAACUAAAGACGACCACCGAUGAUGCCCUGGCACCCAUCCUGACAUCCUUGCCGAAACCCUACAAGCUGACACAAAUUCACUACUACGCGAAUGUACGACUUGCGCUGGGUUAUGUCGCCGUCACCAUAGCAGGAAUCCUGUUCUAUGCGGAUUGGAAGCUCGGAUGGGACGUCACCAAACCCUAUACAAUGCCUGCAUGCGUGGCAUACUUUGUUCUCAACAGUGCUCUCACAUACUGGACAUGGGCGGUCGAGAGUGGGAAAGUGUUUGUUGGUGUACGAGAAGGUGGACAAAAGUUGACCCUCUCAUCCUCAGUUACGAAACACCAACCAAUUUACAAACUCAAAAUACGUUACGAAGCACCCAAAUCAGGCAAAAGAUUUGUCGACGAUGAGACUAUUGAAGGCAACUUCACUGAAUGGUUUAACGUACAAGGCUUCCUGGAUCAGAAGGCAUUAAGAACGUGGCUAGCGGGUAACAUCGAAGUCGUCGGUCUCGCAGAUCCUGGGGCCAAGAAAGAGUACGAAAGUGUACAAGAAGAGGACAGAGUUGAUGAGGAAGUGGUUUCAGUAGGGGCCAUACGCUCGGGUGCAGCUGCACCUCAAGCGACGCCUGAUAGUGCGAAGAAGAGGACGAAGUCGAAGAAGCCAGCAUAA